Messenger RNA from Plutella xylostella (diamondback moth), 1041 nucleotides. Its product is annotated as dynein light chain roadblock-type 2. The record is from RefSeq and is a predicted model, not a curated record. NCBI's taxonomy places the organism in Eukaryota, Metazoa, Arthropoda, Insecta, Lepidoptera, Plutellidae.
UGUACAUGUUUUGAUUCUCAUUAUUAUUAAAAAUAUUUAUCUUUGAAUACGAAUAUAUUUUUUACUAGUUUUAUUUUGAUAAUUACCUAGGCCUAUUUUAACUCUUUUAUAUUACGCAUAUAUUUUAGAUACUUAUCUAAUUUACAAUGUCCAAUCAAAGAUCGACCAUCGAUCGGAGAAGAAGGGGAAAUAAUUCGAAAAACAUGGACAAAGUAUUUGUUCCACAAACAAUGGACACGAUUGAACGUAUAGAAAAAAUACAAAACGUUGUUGGGGUACUGUUUUUCCAAAAUGACAAUCUAGAGAUGUCUAGUGUUCCGGAGAGUCUAGCUCAAACUGUAGCUGUGAAAUUACCGCCAUUAUAUCACAUGGUUACGAGGGCAGUUACGGAAAUUGAUGUGUUAGACGACGUGGUCGCGCUCCGGAUCGUGUCUCGGAACCUGGAGAUCAUGGUGGUCAUGGACUGUCAGUUUGUGACCUGCGCCGUGCAGAAAACCAACUCCGGUACACACAGGAGGAGGAAGAAGAGAACUGGGUUUAUAAAUAUGAGUUCAGCUACAGGACGUUUAAAAGCUAAAGAUGAAAACUUAAUCAAAAUGACCACCUCCAUAAACAAGUCCAACCCGAUGAUAGAUCGAAUCGUCAACGAUGAGUCCGUAGAGGGAUACGUGAUGACAAAUGAUCAAGGUACACCAAUUCUCACGACCUUCACCUCAGGGGCUGCUGUCAAAUUCGGCGCAAGUCUGCAGCAACUGGGGCUCAUGGCCAGCUCUUCCAUAAAAGAUUUGAAUACACUGGAUGAAAUAAUAAUACUGAGGAUGGUGACAAGGAAAUAUGAAAUCAUGGUGGCCCCUCACUCGGACUUCAACAUCAUGGUCGUCCAACACGCUAGGCACAAGUCGAAAAAGAAGAAAAUGUAAUAGAUCUACCUACUAACGUUUCCAUAUAUACCUAAGCACUCAUACGUACAUUAGUCUGUGUUUAUAUAAAAUUUUAGGUUAGGUUUUAGAAGGAAAUAAAAAAUCCUGAUUAAAAUUUAAA